Messenger RNA from Trichoderma harzianum CBS 226.95, 456 nucleotides. RefSeq lists its product as hypothetical. NCBI's taxonomy places the organism in Eukaryota, Fungi, Ascomycota, Sordariomycetes, Hypocreales, Hypocreaceae. The coding region runs from base 1 to 456 and encodes 151 amino acids. The record is from RefSeq and is a predicted model, not a curated record. The transcript has a single exon.
AUGGCACCUCCUGGCGACUCAUUCCGCGAUAUCAAAAUGACUGUCGUCCCUCCCACAGACCUCGAUGGCUCCCGAGGACGCACACGUGACCGCAACAUCCCCAACUCCAAGAACCUGCGCCCGGAUGAAUCAAGCACGCUCCGGGGCCGGUCUCGUCGACGAUCAGUCUCUCCCUUCAGCCUUACUUCUCGAACCUCCUCUCCUGCAGUCAAGCCUUCUGCCAACAGACUCAUGCUGCACAACCGCAUGAGGGAGAAGCGCCGCGAGCACUGCCCUUCCAGAUAUGCGUCGCCCGCCAACCAAGACGCCUUUCAACAGCAGCCGCCGCGGAUGAGGAGCCGAAGCCGCGGGCCUCGCGUGGAGCAGGAACUUCAUAGACCUGUCGAUCACCUCUCCAGCCUACGAAACGAGGUGUUCCUUUCGGACGAGGAGACCAACCAUGGCAAGGCCUGCUGA